AUGCCAUCAUUUAAUCCAUCAUCUCCUGCACCACAACGUCGAAUCAUUGUAAAGCCCCAAUCACCCGGCAAACAUCACAUCCCUCCUCCAAACCUCAGUCCUCUCCUUUCACCAGGCACAGGUCGACGACGAAAAGACAUCGGCGAUUAUUGGCUUGGAAAGACCUUGGGCAAAGGUUCUUCAGGUCGUGUCAAACUUGGCAUACACAAGGUCUCGGGUGAAAAGGUUGCCAUCAAGAUCAUAUCCAAAUCACACCUUGCCACCAAUGCUUCUGUCGAACGUGCUGUCAAACGAGAGAUCGCCAUUAUGAAACUCAUUCACCACCCGAACAUCAUGAGCUUACUCGACGUGAUUGACCUCUCGGAUUCACCCAAUCUAUACUUGAUCCUGGAGUAUGUGCAGGGCGGAGAAUUAUUCGACUAUCUUGUUUCCCAGGGACGACUCUCUGAACCCGAGGCUCGCAAAUACUUUCAACAAAUCAUCUUUGGUUUGGAUUAUUGUCAUCGUCAUUUGAUAUGUCAUCGUGAUCUCAAGCCUGAGAACUUGCUAUUGGACAAGGACAAGAAUAUCAAGAUUGCUGAUUUUGGAAUGGCUUCGUUACAGCCUGCAGGAUCAUUGUUAGAGACAAGUUGCGGAUCCCCGCAUUAUGCAAGCCCAGAGAUCGUUAAUGGCGUACCUUACAAUGGCUCAGCAUCUGAUAUUUGGUCCUGUGGUAUCAUCUUGUACGCAUUGCUUUGUGGACAUUUGCCAUUUGAUGACGACAACAUUCGAGAAUUGCUCAACAAGGUCAAGAUUGGGAAAUACAAAAUGCCAGACUACGUAUCCAGUGGAGCUCGUGAUCUUAUCCAAAAGAUCCUCGUCAUUCAUCCAGAGAAAAGGUUAACGAUGAAACAAGUACAACAGCAUCCUUGGUUUACUGCUGAUCCACCUAUCAAUCCAUCCAUUUUACCUGAUCCUCCCACGGCAUCUGAGAUUGGCCGACCCGUGUCGGAUGCUUCCGAAAUUGAUGAUCGAUUACUGGAAACUCUCAAGGUGUUAUGGACUGAUUUAAGCUCUGAAGAGGUUCUCAAGGCACUUUUGAAUGAGGAGUACAACAUGCAAAAGGUCACCUAUGUGUUAUUACAACGACAUGCAAACAAUUAUUGGCAAACUGAACGAGAUGAUGAUAUAAGGACGGCUGAAUCACCUGCCAAACGAAGACGACCAGCAACUAUUUGCAGUGCGGCUACCACGACCACUACAUCUGCUCGUGACUCACUCCCUGGCAUUGAUGGGAUGAUGCAUCAAAUUGCCGGAAAAGAGCGCAACGUUGGGGAUGUUGAUUUACCUCCGCCAGUACCUCCCAAGCCCAUUGUCAUCCGAGCUGACCUUAUUUACAAUCAAGCAUGUGCGGAUGCAUCUGCCAAUCUUAAAUCGCCUCGACCACCACAUCACAGCCCUAUGCGACAACCACAACAACACCGUAUCUGGCGUCAACCAGUGCCAACAUUCUCGCCAUCGCCACAACGACGACCUAUCUUUAACCCUCCACCAUCAGCACAACAACAAACGGAGACACAACAACAAGAACAUGCUCCUGCAGUAUACCCACCACAUCAAUGUUGUCAGCAUCAUCAUCAGCCAUCUAUAUUUAAUCCUCCUCAACCUCCUUCUACUCCCCAACAACAACAGCAACAUCUCAAUAUCGCUCAUAUGCUCUCUCCUCGAACACCAACACGUCCUUUCCUUGUACAGCCAACAACAGCAUCAAGUCAUCAUCAACAUUAUCAUUAUCCAAAUCAAUUCCAAUCACCUUCCCAAUCCACACGUUACACAUCAACUACCAACACCACUACAACUGCUGCAACAAGUGAUCAUGUAUCAGCUCAUAGCUCCAGCAGUAGCAGCAGCAACAAUAACAACAACAAUAGUAAUGGGGGAGAAUCAUCCAAAUUGAAUCGGAUCAUGCAUCUAUGGCAACGGAAUAAGGUUGAACCUGUCACUGCUGCCACCAAUAUGAAAGCACCCAACAAAGGAAGUCAUCGCUUAUCCAUGCCUGCACCCAUCGUUCAACCUCCUCAUCCACAACCCCAUUCACCGUUCCAUCAUCGCCAUCAUUUUCAUCAGCCGCAACAGCAUGAUGUGGAUCCCACCACUGGAAGAGCAGCAUUAGUAACAGGGACCACAACAGCAGCAUCCCCCAUGUUGACAUCCGCGUCACGUGUCACAACCACUCCUCGGCAACAAGGAAGCCCACGGCUAUCGUCUUGGUUACCUGGUCUCUUCCAUUUCAAGCAACCCAAAGUAUGUUCGAUUGAUUGUGCUGCGAGAGAUGAACGAGAGGCUAUUGGAAAAAUCAAACAAGUGCUUGAAGAGUGCUUGGAUGGAACCAUUACCGAACGACAGGAUUCUGAAGGCAACAUGAGGAGAAAGGGUGAAAUGGUGCUUCCGGGUAAUGAAACAACCACCAAAGCAAUACUCUUACGAUUCAAGGUAGAGGUGCAACUACCAAGUUCAAGUAGACUACGCAUGGUUCGGGUGAACUUCAUCCAACAACAAGGCGAUGCAGUAGCACUCAUGACCGCUGUGCGGAUGGUGCAACGCACGUUAGAACUCUAUGAACAUGAAGCAAAUCUUAUUGCCACCGCAAAUGGAUGGAUCCCACAAUCAUCUUUUAGCUAG
This is a messenger RNA of Lichtheimia ornata, 2661 nucleotides long. RefSeq lists its product as uncharacterized. The transcript is spliced from 13 exons. The record is from RefSeq and is a predicted model, not a curated record. NCBI's taxonomy places the organism in Eukaryota, Fungi, Mucoromycota, Mucoromycetes, Mucorales, Lichtheimiaceae. Gene Ontology annotation, molecular function: tau-protein kinase activity; protein serine/threonine kinase activity; ATP binding. The coding region runs from base 1 to 2661 and encodes 886 amino acids. Gene Ontology annotation, cellular component: cytoplasm. Gene Ontology annotation, biological process: intracellular signal transduction; microtubule cytoskeleton organization; protein phosphorylation.